This is a messenger RNA of Penicillium hordei, 201 nucleotides long. RefSeq lists its product as uncharacterized. The record is from RefSeq and is a predicted model, not a curated record. The transcript has 2 exons. The coding region runs from base 1 to 201 and encodes 66 amino acids. Lineage: Eukaryota; Fungi; Ascomycota; Eurotiomycetes; Eurotiales; Aspergillaceae.
AUGGCUGCGUACGAUGGAAAUGUGGAUAGGUGGUGGGCUGACCAGAUUGAAACCAACCCCGGGAGAAUCAUUUUGCCAGGUGUCCCUUUGGCUAGUGACAACGGACGCGAAUGUGACAUGAUUCGUACUGCUAUCAACGCCCGCCGAGUCAUGACUAACGACAUCGCUGGCUUCAGCAACGGCUCAAAAUGCCUCCCCUGA